Molecule: messenger RNA, 1157 nt
Organism: Aethina tumida (small hive beetle)
Lineage: Eukaryota; Metazoa; Arthropoda; Insecta; Coleoptera; Nitidulidae
Product: transducin beta-like protein 2
Exons: 6
Coding region: 16-1026 (336 amino acids)
Biological process (GO): endoplasmic reticulum unfolded protein response
Cellular component (GO): endoplasmic reticulum
Molecular function (GO): protein binding
Source: RefSeq, a predicted model, not a curated record
AACACCCUUUCCACCAUGCUUCACAAUCGUGCAGUGUUCCUGUGGGACGUGAAGGACAUCAGUCAACCGAGUCACAAGUCUCUAAGAAUCAAUAUCGAAUUCGAUCAUCCGACCUUCGUUAAAUGGAGCCCCGAUUCCAAGGCGUUUAUAAUUCACAGAUACAAUGAGAACGCCGUGGAGGUUUACAAAGUGGAAAAGAAAAAGGACGGAUGGCUGGGCCAUGCGACGAAGGCGUUGACUUUUCCCAAGGCACACACUGAAGAAGUGAUUGGUAUGGACAUAGCGAGUACCGGAAAGUUCAUCAUAUCCUGCUCUAACAAGACUGAUCUAAUAGUGUGGGAUCUAAAGGGUCAACAACUGGCACAAGUGGACACGUACCUCAUGACCACAGUAUGUGCUAAAAUAACGCCGUGUGGCAGAUUCAUCGUGGCAUCCGGAUUUGCACCCCACGCGACUGUCUGGGAGGUCGUCUUCAGCAAGUCGAACGAGUUUCAGGAAGUGAAGAGGGUUUUCGAGUUGAUCGGACACACGUCUGGGGUAUGUGACAUUGCCUUCGAUGUUGACACCUCCCAUAUGGCGACCGUAUCCAAGGAUGGCAGCUGGAAACUAUACGACACCAAGAUCGACUACAAGAGAGGUGAAAGUCCACAUCUGAAGAUCACGAGUAAAUACGAACAAGCCGGUAAUCACGCCUACAUCGCUUUGUCACCUAACGCGGAAGUUGUGGUGAUUUCCGUCGCCAAUGGACUCGCCUUUUAUUCGACACGCACUGGAAAAUUGGAUCAAAAGAUCGACAACGUGUUCUCAGGUAAUAUUACUGGAUUGUUAUUCCAUUCGACUGGCAAUUAUCUGUUAGCCUGUGGUGAUCGACAUAUUCGUAUAUUCCACAACAUAACUGGUUACAAGUGUAACAUCGAGACCGCCAAGGAAAAGCUUAAAGAAAACCAAAGUAGCGCGACCAAGGAACGUUUGCACAAAAUCAUUGAGGAGUCUCAGGAAAUGUUGGACUCAAUCGUUAAAAAAUAAAUCAAGCUAAAAUUUUACAGGGUACAUUUACAUUGCCUCAAUUGCUUAUCAUUUAUUUUAACAUUCCAUUUAUAUUUUUUCAAAACAUAUUCUUCUACUAUUGAUAUAAUGAAUAAACACUACUUUACUUA